AUGUCUACCGCUACCCCGGAGAAAGCCUCGGCUCCUACGCUGGAGAAGAAGCCCGUCAAGUUCAGCAACCUGCUGCUUGGCGCAGGUUUGAACAUGUUUGAGGUCACGUCGUUGGGACAGCCGCUGGAAGUGAUCAAGACAACCAUGGCCGCGAAUCGGGGCGACAGCUUCGCCGGCGCUAUGGGUCGGAUUUGGGGCCGUGGCGGGAUCCUCGGUUUUCCGUCUAACGUGGGAUGGGGUUUAGACUAUCAAGGACUCAUUCCGUGGGCCUGGAUUGAGGCCUCCACCAAGGGUGCGGUUCUUCUGUUCGUUGCCUCCGAGGCGGAGUACCAGGCCCGGGUGCUCGGCGCGAACGACUUCUUUGCUGGUAUCAGCGGUGGUAUGACCGGUGGUAUCGCCCAGGCGUACGCCACUAUGGGUUUCUGUACCUGUAUGAAGACGGUCGAGAUCACCAAGCACAAGAUGGCCGCGCAGGGUGUCAAGCCGCCCAGCACCUUUGCCACCUUCAUGGACAUCUACCGCAAGGAGGGCAUCCGGGGCAUCAACCGCGGUGUCAACGCUGUGGCUAUCCGCCAGACGACGAACUGGGGCUCGCGCUUUGGUCUGUCGCGUCUGGCCGAAACCGCCAUCCGCAAGGUGACCAACAAGGACGACAGCCAGAAGUUGUCGGCGAUCGAGAAGGUCCUGGCCUCGAGUCUGGGUGGUGGCCUGUCCGCCUGGAACCAGCCCAUCGAGGUUAUUCGCGUCGAGAUGCAGAGCAAGACCAACGACCCUAACCGGCCCAAGAACCUGACCGUCGGCAAGGCCUUCAAGUACAUCUACGACAGCAACGGCAUCAAGGGUCUCUACCGAGGUGUGACUCCUCGUGUGGGCCUGGGUAUCUGGCAGACCGUCUGCAUGGUGGCUCUUGGUGACAUGUAA
This is a messenger RNA of Penicillium alfredii, 921 nucleotides long. Its product is annotated as putative mitochondrial DNA replication protein (Yhm2). Gene Ontology annotation, biological process: alpha-ketoglutarate transport; mitochondrial citrate transmembrane transport. The transcript has 5 exons. NCBI's taxonomy places the organism in Eukaryota, Fungi, Ascomycota, Eurotiomycetes, Eurotiales, Aspergillaceae. The record is from RefSeq and is a predicted model, not a curated record. Gene Ontology annotation, molecular function: tricarboxylate secondary active transmembrane transporter activity. The coding region runs from base 1 to 921 and encodes 306 amino acids. Gene Ontology annotation, cellular component: mitochondrion.